AUGCCCAAGCGCAAGGUCGAGCCCUGGUCAGAAGACCAGUGCAAUAAUACUUAUCGUCGAAAGCGUUCCCUCCGCGCUUGUGGGGAGUGCCGCCGACGAAAGCGCAAAUGCGACGGACGGAUGCCCUGUUCGUCCUGUGCAGGUCAUGGUUAUCGCUGCGACGUCGGUCUUACUGCGCUUUCUCCCGUGCAAACCAACGGGGUAGAGAAGCUCGACGAGCCAUCUCCAGAGAUUACCAGUGAAAAUCAGCCCGCGAAACAAGGAAAUCAAGAGACGGGUGACCCCUGGGACACGGUGGUCACUCAAAAACGCCGCUCUCGCAUUAUAAGCCGUCACAGCGCCGCCGCCUUACCACGCGUUCUCGGCCACGAGUUAGACGAUCCAUCACCCCCACGAUUACAUUCCUACGCGUGGAAUAUGGGUAUCCGCACAGAGUGCCGAACCAAAUUUGUUUCCCAGAUCACUUCACUUAUUUCCGAAGAAGAGUGUCUCAGCUUGUCGAAUGUGUUUUUCAGCACCGUUGAAUCUGCAUUUGCCUUCAUCGAGCGAGAAUGGUAUUUUCAACGAGUGCAGUCCAGAUGGCAAUCCAUGCAGAGCGAACCGGGUCUGGAAGCGGUCAUGUGUGGUGUAAUUGCCUUAGGGUCAUUCUUUUCGAACCCAUCCCAUUAUCUCGAAUCUAAGUUUAUCGAUCAGUGUGUGCUCAUUCUGGACAUGGCAAAUGCUGAGCCCAACGCUUACCUGGGAACGGAGUUUUUGGCUGGCUGGAUUCUGCGCUCCUUGUAUAUGCGAUUGACGACACGACCUUAUAUGGCGUGCAUGGCUAGUCAAAUGGCUAUGCAUAUUGCCGAAGUGCUGGGUUUUCAUCGCGAGCUGACGUCCAGAUCUAUGAUCACGACGUCGGACGAAUUGAAUGUGGAUCGCGAGGAGGCUGAGACACGGCGGCGUUAUUUCUGGACGGCCUGGUCGUUGAACUACAUCUUAUCAACUGAAUAUGGUCUUACGCCCGUGCAACUGCGCGCAGUGACUUGUCACCUUCCCUCCAGAGAAAUUGCACGAGCGCCUGCUGGGAUUUUGAAGUUCGUUGAAGCAGUUCGUGUUUUGCAGGACGGUUGCGAAGAUCACGAAAAUCAAGUUCCGAGGGGAGAAAUUGAACAUUAUCUGGGUCGUCUCACUGUCUCCGAGGAAGAUGGAACCGCACUCCUCGCCACAUUUUGCGCUGACAUCUGUCUCUGUCUGUUGCGCCGUGUGCUCUGUGUCACUCGUGCUAUCAACAAAUCUAGCACCUGCACCGCAGUCACCAUCUUGAAAAAAGCGUUUGGCAAGAUUCGCGAGUUAGUCGAUCUACAGCAGCCAUGGUGGAACCUGGUCAGCAUACCAUUCCAGACCAUUUGUGUGUGUUUAUGGUUCAAUUCCAUGCCGAUGCUGUCCCUUCUGCGAGACGCAAUGGAUCUGCUUCGGUUACUUGCACAUACUUUUGAUACGCAGAUGACUCGAGAGGCACUGGCAACCGCUCAGCACCUGAUCAGUGCCUCGCAAGACCAGGAGGAAACAAAAAGCAGACUCAGACAGGCGGCACUAGAUAAUCUCUUGCAAUCACACUCGGCGACUGAUGUGAACCUAUUGUUCCCAGAUGCAGGGCUUGAUCUGCUGGAUGAUUGGCUGGCUCUGCCCUUCUGA
Messenger RNA from Aspergillus mulundensis, 1677 nucleotides. RefSeq lists its product as uncharacterized. Lineage: Eukaryota; Fungi; Ascomycota; Eurotiomycetes; Eurotiales; Aspergillaceae. Gene Ontology annotation, biological process: DNA-templated transcription; regulation of DNA-templated transcription; response to xenobiotic stimulus. Gene Ontology annotation, molecular function: zinc ion binding; DNA-binding transcription factor activity, RNA polymerase II-specific; DNA binding. The record is from RefSeq and is a predicted model, not a curated record. The coding region runs from base 1 to 1677 and encodes 558 amino acids. The transcript has a single exon.